Cloeon dipterum is the source of this 1497-nucleotide messenger RNA. RefSeq names its product protein yellow-like. The transcript is spliced from 6 exons. The record is from RefSeq and is a predicted model, not a curated record. The coding region runs from base 40 to 1497 and encodes 485 amino acids. NCBI's taxonomy places the organism in Eukaryota, Metazoa, Arthropoda, Insecta, Ephemeroptera, Baetidae.
AUUACAUGCAGCUUUCUUCUACAAGGCAGUGAAAACCUUAUGAUGUCGCCAUUCCCGUUUGUCACCUUUUUGCUCGGCCUGUCCCUGGUCUCUGCCAUCAACCUGAGUAACCUGACCACCGUCUACGAGUGGCCAGACAAAAUUGAAUACGACUGGCCGUCAGAAACGUUCAAGACAAAGGUCAUUCAGGACACAAGUUUCGAAUUCAACGGCAUCCAUCCUCGAUUCAUGGCUGUCUCUCAGGAAAGGAUUUUUCUUAGCCUGGCUGGCUAUGGUGGCCUUCCUGCCAGCUUGGUCUUCAUUCCGACAAACAGCACGUCUUCAUCUCUGCCUCCUUCGCUUGCUCCUUAUCCGUCCUGGGAAAUGCAUAACAAUGAUAUAUGCGGUACAAUUCAGUCAGCCUCAGGGCUGGAAGUGGACAAAAUUGGACAGCUGUGGGUGCUCGAUAAUGGUAGCAAGAAAUGCAAUGCAAAAAUAUGGAUUUUCGACCUGGCCAACAGCGACAAAAUCCAACACGUACAUGAAUUUCCUUUCCAUCUUGGUCUGCACGACUUGGUUCUCGACGAGACGCCUGACGGAUGGUUUGCCUACAUCACGCGUUUUGAAAAGGAACACAUCGUCAUUUUCAGCCUGAAAACGAACAAGUCAUGGCUGCUGGACACACCGGGAAAAUCUUUUUUAUGCCUCGCCCUUUCUCCUAAGCAGGAAACGAGACUGUUGUAUUUGGGAAGAUUAGACUCUAAUGAGCUGUAUGCUAUUUCCGCGAGUGAAAUCAGGGAUAGGAAACGAACUGCACAUCCAAAGCUGAUAGGAAAGUGGAAUCAGGCGCCGUAUAGAAUGCUAAUGGACGGCGCUGGCGUCAUGCAAGCCGCCUUUUUCCGGAAGAAAUACACCUCAACUUGGAACACUUCACUGCCUUUUGCGGAGAAGCCUUUCAUUGAGGUCGAAACCCUAUAUUCAAGAUGGCCAUUUGCUUUUGCGUCUGGCACUUCAAGGAACCUUUGGAUAACAGCCUUCAAUUGGAAUGCCAAGCCGAGAUACAGACUGCUCAAGGAUGGAGUAGGAGCAGGCAAAAGAUCUUAUCUAUAUGACGCCUCGAAAUUCGAUUGUUUGGAGGGUUGCCACGAUGAGCACGGCUACUGCUCAAGACCUGGCGAGUGCCUUUGCAAGGUCGGAUGGAAGGGCAACUACUGCGACGAGUGCCACCCCUACCCUGGCUGCGUCAAUGGCACCUGUAACAAACCCUGGGAGUGCAACUGCGAAGCCAGCUGGGAAGGAAUGCUAUGCGACAAAACGCUGUGCAAUCUGACGUGCAAUCUGGAGCAUGGCUCCUGCGUGGAUACUGGCGAGUGCCUCUGUAAAACUGGGUGGAAGGGCGAAAACUGCGAUGAGUGUCAAUCCUACCCUGGCUGCACCAAUGGCACUUGCAGCCAACCCUGGCAGUGCAACUGUGCUGCCGGCUUCCAUGGAAAACUUUGUGAUUUAGAAGAUGAAUAA